AUGGCUACCAACAUCGGAUCCCUCGACACAUCUAAGCCCCCCAGCAAUGACAUCGGCUGUCCCCCAAACGGUUCUGUUUCCUCCGUCACGAACUCCGGCGUCUCCUCCUCCUCUGAGGCCACGCUUGGCCGCCACCUCGCGCGCCGCCUCGUGCAGGUGGGGGUCACGGACAUUUUCUCCGUGCCAGGUGACUUUAACCUCACCCUUCUUGACCACCUCAUCGCGGAGCCCCAACUCACCAAUAUCGGAUGCUGCAACGAGCUCAACGCUGGGUACGCCGCCGACGGCUACGCUCGGUGCCGGGGAGUGGGCGCGUGCGUGGUCACGUUCACCGUGGGGGGACUGAGUGUAAUCAACGCAAUCGCUGGCGCUUACAGUGAGAACCUUCCGCUGGUUUGUAUCGUGGGUGGGCCUAAUACCAACGACUUCGGCACGAACAGGAUCUUGCAUCACACCAUUGGGUUGUCGGAUUUCAGCCAAGAGCUCAGGUGUUUCCAAACUGUUACCUGCUACCAGGCUGUGGUCAAUAACAUAGAAGACGCUCAUGAAAUGAUUGACACUGCGAUCUCAACCUGUCUGAAAGAAAGCAAGCCCGUUUACAUAAGCAUAAGCUGCAACUUACCUGGCAUUCCUCACCCCACUUUCAGUCGUGAGCCAGUUCCAUUUUCUCUGUCCCCCAGAUUGAGUAACAAGCUAGGGUUGGAGGCAGCAGUGGAGGCAGCAGUAGCGUUCCUAAACAAGGCAGUGAAACCUGUAAUGGUGGGUGGUCCAAAACUGAGGGUGGCUAAGGCAUGUGAUGCUUUUGUUGAGCUUGCUGAUGCAUGUGGUUAUCCAUUUGCUGUCAUGCCAUCAGCCAAGGGACUAGUCCCUGAGUACCACCCCCACUUCAUUGGCACAUUCUGGGGUGCUGUGAGCACUUCUUUCUGUGCUGAGAUUGUGGAAUCUGCUGAUGCAUACUUGUUUGCUGGCCCCAUUUUCAAUGACUACAGCUCUGUAGGGUACUCUCUCCUUCUCAAGAAGGAGAAGGCCAUCAUCGUGCAGCCGAACCGGGUAGUGAUCUCAAAUGGACCUGCAUUUGGGUGUGUUCUCAUGAAGGACUUCCUCAGUGAACUUGGAAAGCGUCUCAAGCACAACAACACGGCAUAUGAAAACUAUGCCAGGAUAUUCGUCCCUGAUGGAAAACCUCUGAAGGCUGAACCAAAAGAGCCUUUGAGGGUUAAUGUGCUGUUUAAGCACAUUCAAGACAUGUUGUCUGGUGAUACUGCUGUGAUUGCUGAGACAGGGGACUCUUGGUUUAACUGCCAAAAGCUGAAGUUGCCAAAAGAUUGUGGGUACGAGUUCCAAAUGCAAUAUGGUUCUAUUGGAUGGUCAGUUGGUGCAACUCUUGGUUAUGCUCAGGCUGUUCCUAAGAAAAGAGUGAUUUCUUGCAUUGGUGAUGGAAGCUUUCAGGUGACAGCUCAGGAUAUCUCCACCAUGAUACGAAAUGAGCAGAAGUCCAUUAUCUUCCUGAUAAACAAUGGUGGAUACACCAUUGAAGUUGAAAUUCAUGAUGGGCCAUACAAUGUGAUUAAGAACUGGAACUACACUGCCUUAGUUGAUGCAAUCCACAAUGGUGAAGGAAAUUGCUGGACCACUAAGGUCACAUGUGAAGAGGAACUUACUGAAGCAAUUGAGACAGCAACAGGAGACAAGAAAGAUUGCUUGUGCUUCAUUGAGGUGAUUGUUCACAAGGAUGAUACAAGCAAAGAAUUGCUUGAAUGGGGCUCUAGGGUCUGUGCUGCAAAUAGUCGUCCUCCUAAUCCUCAGUGA
This is a messenger RNA of Sphenostylis stenocarpa, 1809 nucleotides long. Lineage: Eukaryota; Viridiplantae; Streptophyta; Magnoliopsida; Fabales; Fabaceae. The record is from the annotation of a GenBank genome assembly.